Empidonax traillii (willow flycatcher) is the source of this 1113-nucleotide messenger RNA. Its product is annotated as serine/arginine-rich splicing factor 7-like. The record is from RefSeq and is a predicted model, not a curated record. Gene Ontology annotation, cellular component: nuclear speck. The coding region runs from base 117 to 833 and encodes 238 amino acids. Gene Ontology annotation, molecular function: zinc ion binding; RNA binding. The transcript has 9 exons. Gene Ontology annotation, biological process: mRNA splicing, via spliceosome. NCBI's taxonomy places the organism in Eukaryota, Metazoa, Chordata, Aves, Passeriformes, Tyrannidae.
GCGUGCCUGCACCGCCCCGCCCCUCCCCCCGGGGCGAUGCGCAGGCGCAGCGGCCGCUCCCCUGUACAAAAGGUCGCGCCCGUUCGAGCCGGGGCUGUGGUCGGGAAGUCGGGACGAUGUCGCGAUACGGGCGUUACGAGACCAAGGUGUACGUGGGCAACCUGGGCACGGGCGCGGGCAAAGGCGAGCUGGAGAGAGCCUUCAGCUACUACGGCCCGCUGAGAACCGUGUGGAUCGCGAGGAACCCGCCGGGGUUCGCCUUUGUGGAGUUCGAGGACCCCCGGGACGCUGAAGAUGCCGUGCUCGGCCUCGAUGGGAAGAUAAUAUGUGGCUCGAGGGUGAGAGUGGAAGUGUCCACGGGAAUGCCGCGGCGCUCCCGUUACGACAGGCCCCCUGCCCGGCGCCCCUUUGACCCCAACGACAGAUGCUACGAGUGUGGUGAGAAAGGCCACUAUGCCUAUGACUGUCACCGCUACAGCCGCCGCAGGAGGAGCAGGUCCCGGUCUAGAUCGCGCUCGAGGUCCCGAGGAAGGAGGUAUUCUCGGUCACGCAGUCGGAGCCGUGGUAGGAGAUCAAGGUCAGCUUCCUACCGUAGGUCCAGGUCAAUCUCUCCUCGUAGAUAUAGAUCGUUUUCACCUCGCAGAUCUCGGUCUGGCUCUCUAAGAAGGUCAAGAUCUCGGUCCAGGUCACGCUCACGGUCCCGAUCUGUUGUGUGGCCUCGAAGCAGGUCUGAGUCUCAUGGUAGAUCUAAAUCUGGCUUACCUGCUAAAAGUCGCUCAAAAUCCAGAUCUCCAUCUCCAAAGAGAAGUCACUCACCAUCAGGAAGCCCUUGAAGGAAUGAAAGUCCUGACAAAAUGGAUUAAAAUUUCAGAAGUUUAAGAAAAAAUUUAUUUUGUUUACAUUGUAAGGGAUUUUGUGAUGUAAGGGCUUAGUCCUAGAAGGCUGUUUCUGUUGACUAGCAUCGGGCAUGAAAAGUACAUCUUUUAAAAAUCUUACUAGCACACUAAUACAAAACUCUUGUUAUGUUCAUGUUCUGUGAUCUGGAAAUGUUGGGCUUUUUUUUUUUUUUAAUUGUUGCAUUGAAAUAAACUGUGCAUUUCUAACUAAGAAAUA